UGCAGCGCGUCCGAGUACGAGUACCUGAGCUGGAAGCCGGACUCGUACAGCGGCGGCCGCAACUAUGGCAAACCGCCGCAGUGCUGGGACAUCCCGCACGACCUGAGGCUGUGCCACAACGUGGGUUACACCCAGAUGCUGCUGCCUAACCUGUUAGAGCAUGAAACCAUUCUCGAGGUGAAGCAGCAGGCCAGCAGCUGGAUGCCCCUGGUCCACAAGAACUGUCACCCGGGCCCGCAGGUUUUCCUCUGCUCGCUAUUUGCGCCAGUGUGUCUGGAGCGGCCGAUC
Messenger RNA from Cynoglossus semilaevis (tongue sole), 288 nucleotides. RefSeq names its product secreted frizzled-related protein 1-like. NCBI's taxonomy places the organism in Eukaryota, Metazoa, Chordata, Actinopteri, Pleuronectiformes, Cynoglossidae. The transcript has a single exon. The record is from RefSeq and is a predicted model, not a curated record. Gene Ontology annotation, molecular function: Wnt-protein binding. Gene Ontology annotation, biological process: non-canonical Wnt signaling pathway; canonical Wnt signaling pathway. The annotation marks the transcript as partial.